Messenger RNA from Penicillium digitatum Pd1, 1236 nucleotides. Its product is annotated as aldose epimerase family protein. The record is from RefSeq and is a predicted model, not a curated record. Lineage: Eukaryota; Fungi; Ascomycota; Eurotiomycetes; Eurotiales; Aspergillaceae. Gene Ontology annotation, biological process: glucose metabolic process; beta-D-galactose catabolic process via UDP-galactose, Leloir pathway. Gene Ontology annotation, molecular function: aldose 1-epimerase activity; carbohydrate binding.
AUGCAUCUCAAGUCUUAUGUGACAGCCGUCCUAUACGGGCUACCCGUCCUGGCCAAUGCUGUCCCACCACCAUCUCUCUCACCAUCUACUGCGGGCUCAGAUGCCGAUCACUUCAAAAGCUAUACGAUCAAGGCAGAAAACAUCACUGCCACACUGAUUCCGUACGGAGCGCGUCUCACGUCCUUGCUAGUUCCAGAUCGCGACGGCAACGUCCAAGAUGUGGUCGUUGGCUACGAUGACCCUAAAGAAUAUCUGCAUGAUAGUGAGACCAAUCGCACGUUCUUUGGCGCGGUUGUCGGUCGCUAUGCCAACCGUAUCAAGAAUGGUUCCUUCACCAUUGAUGACAAGAAUUAUCACGUUCCUGAGAAUGAAAAUGAUGGCGUGGACACCCUCCACGGUGGUUUCAUCGGAUACGACAUGCGCAACUGGACAAUCACUUCACAUAGCGAUUCCUCUAUCACCUUCACCUUGCUCGAUCAAGGCUUUGAGAAGUUCCCAGGAGAUGUCAUUACUCAUGCUACUUUCAGCGUGUCCGCCGAGAAAACUCAAUCCAAUCCCAAGGGACUUCCCCAGUUGACCUCAAAGCUGGUGGCUCUCUCUCUGACCGAAAAGACCCCCAUCAUGCUGGCCAACCACAUCUACUGGAACCUGAACGCGUUCAAAGAAUCCGACGUGUUGAAGGACACCACCCUACAGCUUCCCCUCUCACGGCGGUUCAUCGGUGGAGAUAGCAUCUUAAUCCCGAACGGCACCAUCCACGACGUUGAAGACACCUACCAAGGAGCUCUGGACUUCACCAGCCCCAAACUAAUCGGCAAGGACAUCGAGAAGACCUACGACCUCUGCGGCGCCGGCUGUACAGGCUAUGAUACAUGUUUCCUCGUCGACCGGCCCUCAACAUACGCGUCGAACUCGCUGGUCAUGGCCCUGAGCGCCUCAUCCAGCUCCACCGGUAUCAGCCUCGACGUCGCUACCAACCAGGCCGCACUGCAGAUCUACACCUGCAGCGGGCAGAAUGGCUCCAUCGCCACCAAGAAGUCGCAGGCGAAGCGCAACGAGGCUAAUGGUGACGCCGGUGCAACCCACGUUAAUAAGUAUGGAUGCUUCGUCAUCGAGACCGAGGACUGGAUCGAUGGUAUAAAUAACCCUGAGUGGGGUCGUGUUCCCUACCAGGUAUUUGGUCCUGAUGAUGGGCCCGCCGUUAACUGGGCUACGUACCAGUUUGGCACUAUCUAG